UCACGAAGCCACAAAAAGCGAAACAGUCUGAAGGCAACAAACGACAACGAGAGUCGGCCCCGACCUCGCCGGCCUCCGUGAAGAAUCGCACACGACACAACCGAUCCCCGCAAUGGGCGCCAAGGAAAAUGUCAUGUGCAAAAGGGGUGGAAGAUCAACCUCGGCGCACGAAAAUCCGAAGAGGAGGAGAAUCAUUGAGGGGGUGGGAGAGGAGAAGGAGGCAAUUGAUCUGAGGGGUUCCGAUGGUGUCGAGGUAGGCGACACCGGAAAACGAGACGUGUCACGGGACGCAGUCCGGAAGACACAACAGUCUGACCCGCACGAUAAUACCGAGGGCAGCGGUGGACGUAGCGAGGGCACAUGCAACGAAGGAGAAUCGUACGCAGGAGAUGCGAGCAACGAAGAGGAGAACAGCGACAGUGCGUCCCGCAACAACGAGGAUGGCAAUGACGACGAUGAAGAGGAGGAACACCGAUCCCGGAGCAGCGGCACGGAAGAAAGAUGUAGCGAAGACAAUACACAAAACACGCCUCGAAGAACACAUGGAGGAAUAAGUGACCGACGCAGCGAGGAAAACAACGCGGACAAGCAGUUAGUCCUGAAGGAGAAGGCAAACGAAGGACGCCGGCGCAUAUUACAAGGAGGGAGACAGCGCAAGGACGACACGAAAGUGGCCAAGCAAUCGGGGGUUGCCACAGGAGAGGAAAGCGAAUUAUUUGGGAAAAAGCAAAAAGACAGACUGCUGAGGCUCGUCGCGAAAACUUUUGUGCACUCAACAGCGAAGGACGCAACUUUCUACCCUUCUGAGGAUGACUUCUUCAAUGCGGUGCAGUUGGCUGCUACCCUUUUGGGAGAAGAUGUAAGGGCAGGAUGGGGGAAGCAUGUACAGAAGAAGGGUUUGGGGAAUGUGCUUAUAGAGUGCAACCGAAUGAUGACAACGGUCCGCGGAGAGUUGUCUUGACACUUGAGACAUUGGUUCUGGGCAGAGAGAGGUGUCCCCCUCGUACGCGGUGCACAGACGGAUCACAAUAACACCAUGCG
This is a messenger RNA of Chara braunii, 1041 nucleotides long. The record is from the annotation of a GenBank genome assembly. Lineage: Eukaryota; Viridiplantae; Streptophyta; Charophyceae; Charales; Characeae.